This is a messenger RNA of Cajanus cajan (pigeon pea), 2831 nucleotides long. RefSeq names its product Zinc finger (C3HC4-type RING finger) family protein. The record is from RefSeq and is a predicted model, not a curated record. Lineage: Eukaryota; Viridiplantae; Streptophyta; Magnoliopsida; Fabales; Fabaceae.
UUGGUAAUUGGUGUACAAUAAUAUUGAAUAGCAUCUGAGCUAAGCAAGGUGCUGCUAGCCUCUCUAUCCAGAGACCACUCAUCAUCUCUCUUUCAUACCUUCACUCCACCACCCCAUUAGUUAAAAGAAGCCAAACUAUCCCUCUCUCUCUCUCUCUCUAAACCCUACUACCCUUGUAGCAUGUUCCCUCUUCCCCACUCCAAAGUUCAAAUCUUUCACCCACACACAUUCCUCUCCAACCCCCACACCCUCUUGGGUCACUUCUAGAACACCCAUCUCCCAACCCUUUUCAAACAAGAAACCAGAAAAUAUGGGAAGCAAAUGGAGAAAAUUGAAGCUUGUUCUUGGAUUGGAUUCCUGCGUUCACAUUCCUAGAGCCUUUGAUGACUCCUCCUCCUCCUCCUCCGCCGCAGCAAGAUUCUCCGGCGGCAUCUCCCCCGCCGUCGUCUCGCCGCCCGGUGACACCUCCGGCUACCGCCCCUCCACCCCAACACCGUCGUCUUCUGGCCUCCGGUUACCCAAAUCCGGACCCAAGUCACCUAAGGGGACAUGUGCUAUAUGCCUUUACACAAUGAAACCAGGGCAGGGCCAUGCCAUUUUCACUGCAGAAUGUUCUCACUCUUUCCAUUUUCACUGCAUCACUUCAAAUGUGAAACACGGGAACCAGAUUUGCCCCGUCUGCCGAGCAAAAUGGAAAGAAGUUCCGUUUCAAAGCCCUGCUUCUAAUAUUCCCCAUGACAUGGCUCGUAUCAACCAAGUAUCUCCUCGAGAUGAAGGCUGGACAACUGUCAUUCGGAGGCUUCCUUCUCCUCAAGGUGAGGCUGGUCGGCAGAUUUCAUCGCUUUAUCAUGUUACCGAACCAGCUGUUUUUGAUGAUGAUGAAGCCCUGGAUCAACAAACUAUAAUUAGCCCUCAUAAAAAUGAGACUGAUCACAAUGUAGUAAAUACAGUGGAGAUCAAAACAUAUCCUGAGGUUUCAGCUGUUCCAAAAUCAGCCGCUCAUGAUGCCUUCGCUGUACUAAUUCAUCUCAAAGCUCCUCAUUCAGGGACAAAACCUGAUAUUGAUGGAAACAGUACUGGAUCAUCACCUGUUGAGAACUCUCGUGCCUCGGUUGACCUUGUUACAGUUCUUGAUGUUAGUGGCAGCAUGGCGGGUACUAAGCUAGCAUUGCUAAAACGGGCGAUGGGUUUCGUCAUUCAGAAUCUUGGUCCAUCAGACCGGCUGUCUGUCAUUGCCUUCUCCUCCACAGCACGUCGCAUCUUUCCUCUUCGGCAGAUGACUGACACUGGACGACAGCAGGCAUUACAGGCUGUCAAUUCUUUGGUUUCAAAUGGUGGGACAAACAUUGCUGAAGGCUUGAGGAAAGGCGCCAAGGUGUUUGCUGACCGGCGGUGGAAGAACUCAGUUUGCAGCAUCAUAUUACUCUCUGAUGGACAGGAUACAUACACAGUCAAUAGCAGGCCAAAUAGUGGAACAGAUUACCAGUCACUUGUUCCAAACUCCAUUCAUCGUAACAAUGGUAUGGGAAUGCAGAUACCAGUGCAUGCAUUUGGCUUUGGCAGUGACCAUGAUGCUACUUCAAUGCAUUCAAUCUCUGAGAUAUCUGGGGGUACGUUUUCUUUUAUCGAAGCCGAGGAUGUCAUUCAGGAUGCAUUUGCACAGUGUAUUGGGGGACUCUUGAGUGUGGUGGUGCAAGAACUACAAGUAGAAGUUGAAUGUGUCCACCCACAUUUGCAACUUAGUUCGGUAAAAGCAGGAAGUUACCAAACAAGCUUGGUGGCGAAUGCAAGAUUGGCUACUAUCAAUGUAGGAGAUUUGUAUGCUGAAGAGGAAAGGGACUUUUUGGUGACAGUUAAUGUUCCGGUUGAUAAAUCAAGUGAUGAGAUGUCAUUAUUGAUUGUGCGAGGUCUUUACCGAGAUUCCAUAACAAAAGAAAUGGUGGCUUUGGAAGAAGCUAGUGAAGUAAAAAUUCAGAGACCUGAUGUAAGAAAUGGAGAACUUGUUGUGUCAAUAGAGGUAGACAGACAGCGAAACAGGCUUCGAGCUGCUGAGGCAAUGUCUGAGGCUAGAGUUGCAGCCGAACGUGGUGAUUUGUCAACUGCAGUUUCGGUCCUGGACACCUGUCAUAAGGCGUUAUCUGAAACUGUUUCUGCUCAAGCCGGGGAUCGGUUGUGUGUUUCUCUUUCUGCAGAGUUGAAGGAGAUGCAGGAGAGGAUGGCAAAUCAACGCAUAUAUGAGCAGUCUGGAAGGGCUUAUGUUCUGUCCGGAUUGAGUUCACAUUCUUGGCAAAGGGCAACAGCUCGUGGCGAUUCCACAGACAGCUCCAGCCUUGUGCAAUCAUACCAAACUCCUUCCAUGGUUGACAUGGUGACCCGUUCACAGACCAUGGUAUUUGGGGCGCCGCAAAAUAAACGUGUCCUCAGGCCUGCUAAAUCAUUUCCUGAGAGGCAGAGAAGGCAAUAAAAAUGAAAAAUUAUGUUUGGAAAAUUCUACUUGGCCUAUACAUAUACUUUUGGGGAAACCUUUGAGUUUCUUCUAAUCUUGUUUUACCCUUUGAUUUGUUUUUUUGUCAAGGUGGGGUAUAAUGGAAAGGAAGGAGUUUUAGGUGGACAAAAUUCCUGAUUUUGCCAAUAUGGAAACUGUAAAUGCAUAGGCUGGAAAUGGGGCUCAGCAGAGAAUGAAUGGCGAAAAGGGAUGCACAGGUCGAAUAUUUUAGUGUGAUUCUGAGUGUUGUAUAUAACCCUAUUGUUUUCGGUUGAAUUGUGCGGGUGAAUUUCUUCACUUCAUUAUAUACAUAUCAUAUAAUAUGUGCUUCUGAUUCUUUUCAAAA